AUGGAGGGAGUGGGCGAUUCCGGAGGCGCUCCAGAGCACCUACAGCGCGUGUCGCCGCUGGUGGAUGGAUCCGAUGAUGGCUACAUGCAGCCAGCCAAGUCGGCGCCUGCCGAACUGGUGCACACCAAGUCGAUGCUGCGGCGGGCGCAGAAUCGUGCCGACGACCUGCGCCGCAUGUUCCAGCUGCCAUCCACCGAGCACCUGAUCGACGAAUUCAUGUGCGCACUGAGGAAGAAGGUGCUGCUGCAGGGGCGCAUGUACCUGUUCCGCGAGCACGUCUGCUUCCACUGCAACCUGUUUGGCUACCAGAAGACCAAGUGCAUCCCGCUGGCCGGCGUGGUGGAGGUGCGCAAGAAGAAGAACGUGGGCUUCCCAAACAGCAUCGAGCUGACACUGGAGAGCGGCAAGCGCGAGUUCUUCACCAGCUUCCUGGCCAGGGAGGAGGCGUACCGGCUCAUCAUGAACCAAUGGCGGCACUGCAGCGAGCACGCGCCGCCCACGCCCGAGCCGGAUGCGGUGCCCGAGGUGGCGGGCAGGAGCCGGUCCGUGUCGCGCCUGCUGCGCGGCAUGAGCAGCCUGGUGCACCGCGAGGGCAGCUGCUCCCGCGACACGCCUGAGCCGGGGGCGUUUGGGCUGGGCGUGGGCGCGCCGCUGGAGGCGCUACAUGAGGAGGGGUCGGUGGGAGACGCCAGCGGCAGCGGCGGCUGCAGCUCGCUGGCCGGCGACCCGGGCGGCGCGGGGCACGUGCCUGGCGCGGGCGAGGCGACCGCCGAGACCUCCCACCCCUCUCUGCUGCAAGACAACAGCUUUGUGUCGUGGGCCUCGUUCCCGGCCGGCGCCGGCGAGGGGCCCGCCACCCCCGGCGUGUCCCGUGGCGGCGCCAGCGGUGAUGGUGACGCAGGGGCGGCAGCCGACGGCGGGGAUGCCGGGCCCUUGACCUACGAGUUCCAGGCGCUGACAGACCUGCAGUGCCAGAAGGAGCUGGAGCUCGAGGUGGCGCUGAGCGAGCCCGCGCCGCCGGUGCCGCCCACCAUGCAGCUCGUGCUGGAGUUUGACCUGCCCUGCCCGCCGCUGGAGUUCUGGAGCCGCUUCCUGGCCAACCAUUCCAACUGGCUGCACAAGUUCCACGCCUCACGCGGCGACUCCAGCAUCCGCGUCAGCAAGUGGCAGCGGCACUUCAAGGCACGCCGCGCGGCGGCGGCGGCGGCCUGCACUGCAUGCCAGGCCGCGCUGGGGUGGCGGCAGCAUGUGGGCAUGGUGCGGGACGUACAGUUUGUGCACCCCGUCAAGGCGCGCAUCGGUCCUCCGCAGGCGGUGUGCCACCAGACCCAGAGGCUCAAGGUGUUUGCUCGGCGGCACCUGGUGCUGGAGACGAGCCAGGUGAUGAGUGACAUCCCCUACGCAGACCACUUCAGCGUGGAGACGCGGUGGGAUGUGGCGCCGGCCAAAGGCGGCAGCAGAGUAACAGUGCACAUCCAGGUGCCCUUCUCCAAGAAGACCAUGUGGCAGCGGUUCAUCGAGAAGGGCAGCUUUGACGACACGCUGGAGAUGGUGCAGGGGUGGCGCCAGAUGGCGAGCCAGAAUCUGGCGGCAGACCCGUCCACCGGCCUGACCCCCGGCGGCAGCGAGCCGCACAGCGAGGCGGAGUGGAACCUGCUGCUCAGCAGGGUGGACCCCCACUACCGAGGCGCGGUGCAGCACCUGCGCCGCCACUCCCGCGCCGGCUCCAUCAGCCAGCAGGGCGGCGUGCACGUGGGCCGCCAGCUGCCGGUGCUGGCGCGGCACCGCCGCAACGCCAGCCGCAGCGACGGCGCGGGGCGGGGCAGCCCGGUGGGCCACCACACGCAUCUCGGUUCCCCGUCCAGGCCAAGCAGCAGAGCUGCCAGCUUCCGCAACCUGGAGCAGCUUGUGGAGCAGCUUGUGGAGCAGCAGGCUGAGCAGCCAAAGCUGACCACACAACAACAACAGCAGCAGGAGCGUCAGCAGCAGCCAAAGCGGCCUCUACUUGUAGCCACCGUGCUUGCGUUAGUAGGCUGGCUGCUGAGCCUGCUGCGGGCAGGCGCCCACUCUGCCGAGGGCAGCAGUGGGCAGCAGGUGGCGCUGGCGGCGGCGGCGCUGGGGCACGAUGUCGCGCAGAUGCAGGACGCGAUGCGGCAGCUCCAAGUGCAGCUAGACAGUGCACUCAGCACUGCGGCCGACCUGGCGCGACGCCUGCAGAAAGGCACAGCCGCUGCCAUCAGCGGCGGCACCUGA
Molecule: messenger RNA, 2253 nt
Organism: Chlorella variabilis
Lineage: Eukaryota; Viridiplantae; Chlorophyta; Trebouxiophyceae; Chlorellales; Chlorellaceae
Exons: 12
Coding region: 1-2253 (750 amino acids)
Source: RefSeq, a predicted model, not a curated record